AUGGCUAUCUCCACUAUAAUGGAUACCCGUCUUUUCGUCGCAUUGGUGGCCGUAUGCUUUCUGCUGGUCCGACUGCUGUCGAUUGGCACUCGAAGUCGGAGGAUGCCUCCAGGCCCGCCGACGCUGCCCAUCAUUGGCAAUCUGCACCAGAUCCCCACGAAGGACAUACACCUGCAGCACCAGAAAUGGGCUCAAGAAUACGGCCCCAUCUUCUCGCUCAAGCUGGGCACCCAGGACGUCGUCGUGCUCGCCAGCGGCGACAUGAUCAAGCGACUGGUCGACAAGCGGAGCGGCAACUACGCGGACCGCCCGGCACUCUUCAUGCAGGACAUCUUCGAGCACUCGCGCAUCAUCAUGCGCGGCUACGACGACCUGUGGAAGGUCGAACGCAAGCUGUACCACCAGUUCCUCAACAGCACCAAGGCCGCACGCUACGUGCCCUACCAGGACCUGGAGACCAAGCAGCUGUGCGUCGACCUGCUGGGUCGGCCUGAGGACUUCGAGGCCCUGAUCACCCGCACCACGCUGAGCGCCGCCGCCAGCAUGGCCUAUGGCUUCCGCGUCACCGACCCCAAAGACCCCGUCAUGCAGGAGCUGCUGCACAACGCCCACGGCUUCUUCACCAUGGUCCAUAAGAGCCAGUUGUUGGAUUGGUACCCGCAGCUGCGGUGGGUGGUGCGCUGGCUUCCCCCGUUCCUGUACCCCAUGUACCGCGACGCGAAGGAGAUAUAUCGGCGCGAGAAGGCCCAGUUUCACCAGCUGCUGCGCGACACGCGGAAGAAAAUAGCCCGCGGGAACGACAGCGAGAACUCGAUCCCAAGUUUCGCGGCCGAUAUCGUUCGAGCUCAGGAGUCGUGGAAGGGAAAGCAGGAAGGCACCAUCCUGACCGACCAUGCUGCCGCAUACAUCGCGGGGGUGGCCAUGGAGGGGGCGACAGAUACCCAGAGCAACCAGCUGGCUGCAUUCGUCAAGGCCAUGAUGUUGUACCCCGAUACUCAGAAGCAGGCCCAUGCCCAACUGGACGAGGUCGUCGGGGGAGAUCGGCUCCCUGAGCCCAGCGACCUUGAGAACCUGCCGUAUAUCCGACAAAUCAUGAAAGAAGUCGUCCGGUGGAUGCCCACCGGACUGACCGGCGCGAUCCCGCACGCGGCCCGCGCCCAGGACGAGAUCGACGGCUACAUUAUUCCGCAGGGGGCGACCGUCGUGCUGGCCGUGUGGGCGGCGAACAACGACCCGACACUCUUCCCCCACCCGCGCGUGUUCGACCCGGCGCGCCAGAACCCGGCCUUCUCCAUGGGCGAGGCCGCGCUGGCCAGCGACAUCCGCGACCGCGACCACUGGACCUUUGGCGCCGGCCGCCGCAUCUGCCCCGGCAUCCACGUCGCCGAGGGCACCAUGCUGCUCGCCAUGGCGCGGAUCUUGUGGGCAUUUGACAUUGCCAAAGCGAGGGAUGCGCUGGGGCGUGAGAUCGACGUCGACCAGGACGAGAUGACGCAGUCGAUUGCCGCGAGGCCGUUGCCUUUCAAGUGA
Molecule: messenger RNA, 1530 nt
Organism: Fonsecaea erecta
Lineage: Eukaryota; Fungi; Ascomycota; Eurotiomycetes; Chaetothyriales; Herpotrichiellaceae
Exons: 6
Coding region: 1-1530 (509 amino acids)
Molecular function (GO): oxidoreductase activity, acting on paired donors, with incorporation or reduction of molecular oxygen; monooxygenase activity; iron ion binding
Source: RefSeq, a predicted model, not a curated record